Messenger RNA from Penicillium subrubescens, 378 nucleotides. RefSeq lists its product as uncharacterized. The transcript has 3 exons. NCBI's taxonomy places the organism in Eukaryota, Fungi, Ascomycota, Eurotiomycetes, Eurotiales, Aspergillaceae. The coding region runs from base 1 to 378 and encodes 125 amino acids. The record is from RefSeq and is a predicted model, not a curated record. Gene Ontology annotation, cellular component: cytosol; mitochondrion. Gene Ontology annotation, molecular function: deaminase activity.
AUGCCCCCCGCCCCUCCCCCAUUCCUGUCCCAGGCUAUCGUGAUGGGCGAUUAUGUCUUCUGCUCCGGUCAAAUUGGCAGUAACCCCGAGACUGGUGCCCUCGUGCAAGGCUCUAUUCAAGAUCGGACUAGACAAAUCAUGUCCAACCUCCGCGCUGUUCUGGAAUCUGCAGGAACAAGCUUGGAUAAUGUGGUCAAGUGCAACAUUUUCCUCACCAGCAUGAGCGACUUUGCUGCUGUCACCGAGGUGUAUACAACUUUCUUUUCUGCCCCGAUGCCGGCGCGUACAUGCGUUUGUGUGGCGGCGUUGCCGAUGGGUACUGAUGUUGAGAUUGAGUGUAUCGCUGGUGUGCGAAGCUCUACUAGCGAGAAGCUGUGA